AUGUCGACGAAACCGCAAUUGCCUGCGGAGAUACAGGCCCAGAUCCUCCGAGAGGCCUCCGAGAUUAUCUCAUUCCCGGAUUUGUGGAGAGCCAGAGCGGUAAAUAGCUUCUUUGCGAGUGAGGUUGAGACCAUAGUGGCAAAGGCCAUCCGGGGCAGGUGCAACAACGGUUGUUUCAGCUCUGGACUUUCCAAUCCUCUUUCGGGACACGACCGUCAAAUUCAAGUGAGACGCCUAUCUCUAUACCUCAAAACGAAAGAGUACCCGCGAGAACCAACUGUAUGGUCACGUCUCGUUGAUGACAUACUCCCAAUUCCAAACAAUAGAACAACUGAAGAGACUGAUGCCUUUCUCAACAAACUUAUUGAUGCAUGGCUAUGUGACACUGCCGAAAGCCGCUGGGACAUCAUGGGCAAAGCUCAGCCAAAGUAUAACAUUUCUCGGUCUCGGUACUGGACAGAGAUAUACAGUGGCGAGACCGAGAUAUAUAAUCACUCUUCCGGCGGUGGCGUGUGA
Penicillium canescens is the source of this 516-nucleotide messenger RNA. RefSeq lists its product as uncharacterized. The transcript has 2 exons. Lineage: Eukaryota; Fungi; Ascomycota; Eurotiomycetes; Eurotiales; Aspergillaceae. The record is from RefSeq and is a predicted model, not a curated record. Bases 1 to 516 code for a protein of 171 amino acids.